Petromyzon marinus (sea lamprey) is the source of this 4476-nucleotide messenger RNA. The record is from RefSeq and is a predicted model, not a curated record. NCBI's taxonomy places the organism in Eukaryota, Metazoa, Chordata, Hyperoartia, Petromyzontiformes, Petromyzontidae.
AAGCGUUUGGAGCGUCGCGACAGUGACGUCAUCGCGCAAGGUCCGGCGGCGCCGCCGCCGCGCGUGACGUCAUCACGCAGCAUCAAGGAAACGCGAAGCGGCGGGUUGCCCCCUCUCCCCCCCCCCAGGGUUAGGGUUUAAGGGGGAACCGAGUCCGGGCCUAGGCCAACCACAACCACAACAACAACAACCACAACAACAACCACCACAACAACAACCACAACAACAACAACGAUGAGGCCCAAGACCUUCCCGGCGUCGCCGUACCCUCCCAGCAGCCGCCAGAUGCUGCAGGAAAUCCGCGACAACAUCCGCGGCCUCCGCGGCGGCUCCGAGGCGUCGGGCGCCUCCGGGGCCUCGGCUCAGCCCGCGCCUUGCCUGGCCAAGCCCGCCGGGGUGGAGGCGGCGUCGCCCCGGGGAGGCGCUCAGGCGAGCGCGGGGGGCCCGUGGGCACAACAACAUCAACAACAACAUCAACAACAGCAGCAUCAACAGCAGCAGCGCUUUGGUUCGCAUCAGAAAGCCCUGCAGGAGAUUCGGAACUCGCUGCUGCCCUUCGCGGCUGACGGCACCGGACAGCAGCAGCAGCAGCAGGGACAGGGACAGCAGCAGGGACAGCAGGGACAGGGACAGCAGGGACAGGGACAGCAGGGAGAGUUGUCGGGGAGACACGGGGGGAGUGGAGGAGGAGGAGGAGGGGGAGACGUCAACAGACAGCUGCUGGCAGAUUUGCUGAGCGCCGGGGUGGCACAGGACAUGGCUGUGUCUGCACUGCGACAGACAAACAACCGCGGCCUUGACUCAGCCCUCGCAUUCAUCGCCAAGAUGGGCUACCUGGACGCGCAGGGCGAGCGGAUCGUUGCUGCUGUGCAACGUCGCAUGAAGACACCACAACAACAACAACAACUACAACAACAACAACAACUACAACAACAACAGCAGCAGCUACAACAACAUCAGCAGCAGCAUCAGAGGCCGGCGUCUGACGGUGCCACACCCUCCCCGGCUCCUGUGAACGUCGCCACAGCCUCCUCAUCGUCCUCCUGCUGCUGCUCCCCAUCGCCCUCCUCGCCCUCCUCCUCGUCGUCCUCAUCCUGCUGCUCGCCCGGCCACCCCUCACACCGCCUCAGCCGUCGCCGCAGCUUGCAGGGUCCAGCAGAUGGUGUGACCUACGACCCCAUCGGACGUGAGCCCCCCAACUCGUACUCCGCCUACCCCGGCCCGCCCCCCAUUGGCCCCCCGCCGCUGCUGUACAGGGCCUGCACCCCUCCGCCAAGUGUGCCUGGCACCAUCCACCAGCACCACCAACACCACCACCAACAGCAACAACAACAACAACAACAACUCAACCACCACCACCACCACAACAACAACAACCCCAACAACCAGCAGCACCCCCAAACGAGCGUCGUUUCUCAGCGGAGAUUUUCGGGGUCCCUGGAGGGGGUCCCGACCCCCCAGCAGACUGCCGGCACCCGAGGAGACCUCCACCACCACCAAGUCCACCACCACCAACUCCACCACCACCAAGUCCACCACCACCAAGUCCACCACCACCACCCACUCCACCACCACCACCAACUCCUCCACCACCAAGGCGCAACCGCGGGCACAGCGGCGGUCAGCGGAGCUCGGAGAUACGGGAGCCAGCAGAACCUGGCCCCCUCCCCCCUGCGCCCCGCCGGACCCACCCACCUCACCCGCGCCACUUCCAGCGUGGCACCCAGCUCCUCCUCAUCCUCCUCGGCAGCUCCCGCCCAGCCCAGCCGAUCGAACUCCUUCAACGGAGCCCUCAUCACCACCCUGCGCGGCGGCGGUGGAGGCGGUGGUGGAGGUGGAGGGACCGUCCCCCCGCCCACAGCCACCACGGCGCCCGUGAUUGGCCGCGCCCGCAGCUCCCGCGUGGUGCAGCCGAGGGCUCAGACGGCGCUGGCGCCGCCGCCGCCGCCGCUGCCGCGCCAACACCGGCACCGCCAGCAGCAGCAGCAGCAGCAGGAGGAGGAGGUACAGCAGCAGCUGUACAGGCAACAGCAGCAGCAGCAGGAGGGCGGAGGCGGUGGAGGCGGCGACUCUCCCACCUCUCCCGGCGUGGACGUCCGCGAGAGGACCCCCGCGUCUCCCACGCCCCUCCGGAGAGGAGCGGCGGCCACCGCGGCCGGCGGCGCCGCGGGGCCGGCGCCGGGGGCUCGCCGGUUUGGCGUUGGCGGUGGGGAGGGGGCGCCGGGCGACGGGGAGAUGGUGGGGAACGACGGGCGUGGCAAUGACGGGAGGGCGGUGGCGACGUUGGGCGGUGGCGGUGGUGGUGGUGGCGGUGGUGGCGGUGGUGGUGGUGGUGGCGGUGGUGGUGGAUCGAGGGUGAGGGUCUACUCGCCGCAGGCGUUCAAGUUCUUCAUGGAGCAGCACAUUGAGAACGUCCUCAAGGCUCACCAGCAGAGGCUGAACCGCAGGGCCCAGCUGGAGAGGGAGAUGGUGAAGGUUGGCCUGGGCGACGACGACCAGCAGCAGAUGCGCCAGAUGCUCCGCCGCAAGGAGUCCAACUACCUGCGUCUCCGGCGCGCCAAGCUGGAGGCGUCGCUGUUCGUGCGCCUGCAGACGCUGGGCGUUGGUGCCUUCGGCGAGGUGACGCUGGCACGCAAGGCCGACACUGGCGCCCUCUACGCCAUGAAGACUCUGCGCAAGCGCGACGUGCUAGCCCGCAACCAGGCGGCGCACGUCAAGGCCGAGCGGGACAUCCUGGCGGAGGCCGACAACGAGUGGGUCGUGAGGCUGUACUACUCGUUUCAGGACAAGCUUGCCCUCUACCUGGUCAUGGACUACAUCCCCGGCGGGGACAUGAUGAGUCUCCUCGUGCGCCUGGGCGUCUUCCCCGAGCCGCUGGCACGCUUCUACGUGGCCGAGCUGGUGCUGGCCGUGGAGAGCGUCCACCGCAUGGGGUUCAUCCACCGAGACGUGAAGCCGGACAACAUCCUCAUCGACCGCGACGGUCACAUCAAGCUCACCGAUUUCGGCCUGUGCACGGGAUUCCGCUGGACCCACGACUCCAAGUACUACCAGCCCCUCCACCGUGAGUGUGACCGGGAGGGUGACUGGGAAGGCCGGUACAACGUCCUCAUCGACCGCGACGGUCACAUCAAGCUCACCGAUUUCGGCCUGUGCACGGGAUUCCGCUGGACCCACGACUCCAAGUACUACCAGCCCCUCCACGCGAGAGACUUCACGUGGGGUGGCAGCAGCAGCAGCAGCAGCGGCAGCGGCAAGGAGAGUCCCCGGGUGGCGGCGGUGGCGGGCGGUGGAGGCGGUGGUGGAGGCGGUGGAGGCGGUGGUGAUGCGAUGAUGACCAGGAGGCAGAUCCACCACCACCGCCAGCAGCAGCAGCGGUGCCUGGCCCACUCACUGGUGGGCACUCCCAACUACAUGGCCCCUGAGGUUCUGCUCAGAGAGGGCUACACCCAGCUGUGUGACUGGUGGAGUGUCGGCGUCAUUCUGUACGAGAUGCUGGUGGGUCAACCUCCGUUUCUCGCUCCUACUCCGGCGGAGACUCAGCUGAAGGUAGUGAACUGGAGGGACACGCUCCGUGUCCCGCAGCAGGCCGGCCUCUCGGCCGCCGCCACCGACCUCUGCCUGUCCCUUUGCCGCUCUGAGCGUGACCGCCUCGGAGGGCCCGAGGUUCGUUGCCACCGCUUCCUGGCCACCGUCGACUUUGAGCGGCUGCGGCGCUCGCCGGCGCCGCUGGUGCCGCGGAUCGCCCACCCCACCGACACGUCCAACUUCGACCCCGUGGAGCCCUCCAAGCUGCGGGGCGGCGGGGGCGGCGGCUCCGGCUCCGGCUCCGGCUCGUCGGACUUCGGCGGCUGCGGCGAGGGGCGGGAGGAGGAGGAGGAGGAGGCGGUGGAGGCGGUGGAGGCGGAGGAGGAGGCGGCGUCUAGCUCCGGACGGGAAGCCGGCGGCAUCGCGGCUCGGGGGGCCGACGCCGCCGGAGGCAGAGGAGGAGGACGAGGAGGAGGAGGAGGAGCAGGAGGACGAGGAGGAGGACGAGGACGAGGAGGAGGAGGAGGAGCAGGAGGAGGUCCUCAGCGGCGGAGGGCGGCGAUGGCGGCGGAGGGUGACCGUCACGGACCGGAGCACGCCUUCUACGAGUUCACCUUCCGCAGGUUCUUCGACGACCACGGCUACCCCUACCAGACGCCGAGGCCGGCGGCGGCACAGCCGGCGGCACCGGCAGCACCGGCGGCACAGCCGGAGCUGGCCGGGCCGCGCCGCAGGGACGAGGUGGACUGCCGUGGCGGUGGUGGCGGUGGUGGUGGUGGUGGCGGUGGUGGUGGCGGUGGUGGCGGUGGUGAUGAUGGAAGUUCGGAGCAUCACGCUCCGGUGUACGUGUGACGUGGCAAGAGUUGCCGCAGCUCCACACACACACACCUACACCUACACACACACAUACACACCUACACACACACCUACACACACACCUACACACAC